Molecule: messenger RNA, 3879 nt
Organism: Esox lucius (northern pike)
Lineage: Eukaryota; Metazoa; Chordata; Actinopteri; Esociformes; Esocidae
Gene: fam217ba
Product: family with sequence similarity 217 member B
Exons: 4
Coding region: 193-1833 (546 amino acids)
Source: RefSeq, a predicted model, not a curated record
UAUUAGGAUUUUUGCUGUAUGGGAUAGAGCUAUUACAUCGCCCUAAAAUGCGCAGGAAGCACUGCAGCACAUUCGAUAAUAUGAACGAUUGUAGCCUCAACAUAGAGUACCUCAUACGAGAUUUAGGUUGGCAUCUGUAGGACAUCAUUCUGUGUCACUUGGCUGAAACAGCUGUGCUCAAGCUGGAGGAUCAUGGGACCAAUAAUGCAGGAACGUACAACAUCCACGACGCUGAAACGCGUGGUUUCCAAAGAGAAGAUACGUACGAAAAAUUCAGAAAAUAACGGACCGGUAAUGAGUUCAAAGAAAGCAAACAAAGUUAAGAAGGCAGGAAUUCAGCAAAAGAAAAUCCUUCCCGGGCCUGGUCAGGACAAGGACAAUGUGUCUACACUUCAGAGUGGCAUUCAUCCAAUGGGAAGCAGAAUCAAAUCUGGAACUGGUCGAAACACUAGCAAACUGGCAAGCCCUCAAGAAGAAGGAGGCUUGAAGUCUAAAUUACACCCACACUCCUCACAGAGACAGGAAGAGAAGCGAGAGGUGCAGCGAAUGUCCCGAUGUUGCGGUGAGAUGGAUCAGAACCAUGGAGCCCUGGCCCAAAGUCGGAAAGCUCUCUCCCUACCCCUCUCCCCUAUACUUGGGCCCCGCCAGGGGCCAAUGCGUCUACACACCAGCAGUCAAGUACCCACCCUGGAGUCUCUCAGGCAGUUUGAGCAGAACGAAGAUGAUGCAGACAGUGCCAGUGACCUGUCGGAUUCGGAGAGACUGCCUAUACUCCCCUCCCCCUGUACCCCCUGCUCACCCCCCCAUCUCAACCUCCGCGCUGAAGUGAUCAAUUCCAACGACUUCCCGCCAGCCUUCCCAGGACCACACUGGACCACGAGUGACAGCGUCAGCUACAGCUACCCAGACUUCCUGCCUCCUCCGUUUAACACCUGGAGCCUCCGCCAGCUGGCAGUGUUCCUCCACACAGAGGGCAAAGGUGCGCCUCGGCCCAAGCCUGUAGGACCCCUGGAGAAGUACCUGGAGAGACUGCUACAGCUGGAAUGGCUCCAGAUCCAGACUGUGCAGGAAGAGAGCUGCCGCCCGGCAGGGAGCCGUCCCAGGUCUCUGGGCUUCCCAGCUGCCUCCACCAGCACCGUCAACCCCCCUCGGCCGCACACGGCGCCCACCAGCCGCCUCAGCUCCCCUAAAGACCUGAGGCAGUGUUCGCGGACCUUUCCGUCGACCCCUCAUAACAACCCCCCCUCGCUGGGAGCACAGCAGCUUCCUGUCUGCCCCCACUGUCACAUCCGCUACCCCCUGUGCAACGGGAGCUGCUCCUCAUAUGUUUAUCAGCGCCACUCGCGUCUGAGUCCUCUGCUAGAGCGCCGAGCCAGGCCCAGUGUUCCUCCAAAGAGGAGCAGCAGCGAGAGUCGGGUGACUUCCUCUGAUGGCAGGGCCACAAGCCUCAACGGAGGACAGACCCCACACAGCCCCUCUGCAGGAAGAAGCCACCUCAGACACAUGCAGGCGGUGGGCAAUAUCCGCAAACCUGCCCAGGAGCUUCCCAGUAACAGUAAAAGUCAAGUGGGCGUGAAAAAGGGCCGUGCCAGAUAUAAUUGGGAAGCCGAGAGGGGUAAGGAGUCCUGCGUGGUGGUCAAGGCAGAUGUGGGCGUGGAGAAACGCGGCACCUCCACGAGGGCUGAGAAAGACUGUCGGAGAACAGAAUCAAGAGGUCAGGCAUCGAAAAGUGGGAUUAAAAGAACAGCAAAAGAGCCAACCUCUCUUUCCAAGGCAGCAUUGUCUGCCAAGGCAAAUGAAAAAUCAAAGAAUGUUCACUUUGUUCCAAAGUGACCAUAUUUAGUAAGUCGUACAGUAGCUUAAAACUAUGCUAGAUACAUAACAUUUAUUUUAUUUUACAGCUGUCUAAAUCUCUAGUCUAGUUAGCAGCCUUUUAAAAGGUCAAGUAAAACAAUCAUCUCAUAAAUAAAUAAAUUCAUAUAGAAUGCAUACUUAAAAACAUAUUAAGCCAACGUUAUAUUGUAACAAUCUUGCACUUUUAACAAUUUUGGUUUGGAAUAUACACGCACACCUUUACAUGGGGCUUGUACAAUGACAUUUGAUGUUAGUAUAUUAUGUGGGGUAAUUUUCUUUGUUGGGUAAUUUUUUCUCAUACAUAUCUUUUUCUUCGAGAGCUAAUCUAUCUAGGCUUUUAGGCAAACUGAACACCUUGGCUCAAGGCACUUUGCACUGCACAGACAUUUUUGUCAGUACAGGUUAUUGACAACACAUCGGCCUAUGUCUUAUUACUCAUUAGAGCUACAGUCAUUGGGCUGAUCUUUGAGGAUGGAAUGUAUUUGUUCCUUUUAUUCUCUUUUUAUUUGAUGUUGCUUGCGAUGUUUAUCAUGUGGUUUUGGUGCCUUAUUGUUCAGUUUAUUAAGAGCUAAAUUGGGGUCAGAUUCUGACAUAUAAAUGUAUAUGUGCGGUUUUCCUAUGCAUGCCAAUUUUAUGUGCUUCUCAUUAAUUGGUAUGCAGGCUUGCCUUAUGCAGGCGUGUAAUUGGCUUUAGUGCUUCCCUUGCACGUUCUGAAUAAAUGUAAUUCAAUCGCUGGAAAACACUUACUGGCCAACAUAAUUGUUUUAUUCAAUAGAGCUUUUAGUACAUUUAUCUAAAGCCAUUCCUUUAAAUACAGUGUACCUUUUUAAUAAAUUGUUUGCUGACAGUCUCGCUUGAAUAUGAAGACAACUGCUUCUGAAUAUUAGCAAAGAAUGAAAGAUAAACCCCUACUGGUGGUCAAUACUUCUAGUGGCUUAUAUUUAAAGACGUAGUCCACGAUUUUUGGCCAAAAAGAGACCCCGAAAAUUGUGUACUAUGUAAUUUAUGUGCCAGCUUGUGCUCCGUGUCAUCUAAACAACUUAUUUUGAUGGCUAACAGAUAUAUAAUACUGAUUCUACUUAGUUUAUGUACAUAUUCCAUAUCUAACCUCAAAUGAAAGGUUUAAAUAAUCACAGAAGUCUACAUCUUUAACAUAAUUGAAUUAUAAUCCUGGCGAUGGGAUACUUUAGCAUCCACAGAGGUGCCAUGGCUUGUUGAUGGCUUAUCUGACCAACAACCACUUCGAACUGUCAGGUCUGCGCAAAUGUAUUCAAAGUUUCAUUUGGUGUAAAGAGCUGGACUAAUGAAGCAAUUAAGUAAUGGUCUGAAUACAGUGGAUCUGUAGACCUCUCCCUUUUUUGAUUUCCACCCCAAGAAUAGAUGGUUAAACAUGGGUCACCUGAAGGUCAGAAAACACCUUCAGAGAAAAGUGCUUUAAUGGGGAAGUUUAACUCAGGUCAGAAUUGCGCCCUUGUUGAGUAAAGACACACUUUGUGUUAUGCACUACUGCAUUAUAUUAUUAUUAUUAACCUCCAGCAUUUCAACACAUUUUACAGAGAAUAAUGUUUUAUUUCAGAGUAGUUUAAUUUAGUCAUGAGGCUAAGAGACAAAAUUGCAGUUUGAAAGCAAAUUUUCAGCAAGUGUAUACUCUAUACACUAUUUAACAAUAUCUACUCCAUAUGAAAUACAAUUUCACUAUGUUAAUACCAAUUUAAUAUUGUUUCUCAAAUUGCUCCAUAAAGGGCAUUCUUGUUUGAAAACUUUAAUUGACCUUGUCUAUUAAAUAUAUUUUGCAUUGGGCAGAGCUCUUUUUUUGUUCAAGAGAGACAGUGUAAUGUUUGCUAUGAAUGUAAAUGUGUAUUUUUCAGAGAUAUAUAUAUAUAUAUAUUUAUGAUAUAUUGGGUUAAUAAGUGUGAUUCUCAUUUGUUAUUGGAAUUGUUGUUACAGUUUGAAUAUUGUUAGUAGAAAAAUGAUGCAAAAAAUGAUGAAUGUAUUUUUAUUUUGUUAAUUGUGAUGUAGUUCAGU